AUGGCUCCCCAACCACAAGAUGAAGAUGUAGGCAUUCCCGUCGUGGAUUUGUCAGAAGCCGCAAAAGAAGAUUCCAAUGAGGACGAAGACGAAGGUGGUGAUGAUAAGAAGUCUAGCAGUCGCCGCCACCGCCGUCAUCAUCGUCGUGAUUCCAAAAAGAGAAGCCACAAACCGCACAAGAGUAGUAGUGGUGGAAGGAAAGAAGAUGAUGCUCUUCUAGCAAACUCGGACUUCGUCCAAGAAUUAGGAACUACCGGUAACGGAAACACUAGAAGUCCGGAUCACUCUCCUUCUCGAUCCAAGAGGGGAGAACGGUCGUCUACCCGAGACAAGUCCAAGAAUCAUUCUCCCAAGAGUUCCAAAAGAGGAAAGGAAUCCAGUCGAUCUCAUAGAAGCCGCAGACGCGAAGAUUCUCCUUCGAAUGGAAAGUCUCCCAGGAAGAAAUCAUCUUCUCCGCACGCAUCCAACCGAGAAAGAGAAUCCUCUCAACGUUCCUCUAGAAGAUUGGGACGUGAUGACACUGAUUCUCCCAAGCAGGAAGGAUCCCAACGAUCUUCCAGACGAAACCUUCUCGAAGCAGGAUCGUCUCCAAAACAGUCCUCCCAUCGUCGGAUUGACUCAUCUGGACGUUCUGCUUCGGGACGACACCUAGGAGAAUCCUCCCCCGGCAAGUCCUCUCGCAGACUCUCCAAGUCUCCCCACGGCUCCAGCCGAAAGGUCAUCCAGGCCGAUGUUGGAACAGACCUAAUGGAUGCCUUUAUUUCUCCAUCCACCGAGCCGAAGAAAAAAGUCAAGCACCAUCAUUCGCCCAAGACUCCCAACGCUCACGAAGGAUCUCCGAAACGAUCUGCCCACUCGAGGCACAGCCGAUCUCCUUCGGCUCAAUCCUCCGUCUUGCCGCCCUUGCCGCUCGAGGUGCUGGAUCCAGAAUCUCUCAGUCGUGCCGGGGGCGAGGAUCCAGACGAUUUGAUGAACCUGGCCCGCAAUAAUCGUAAGAAUAAGAAUGACGAUCUGUUGGCAAGCUCUCGUCGAUCGGAAAAGAUGGAACGGUCUCGUCGUAGCAGUCGUUCCAUGAGAAACAGCAAUCCCGAUGAACAGGCCGUUCCCGAGUUUGUUGAUACUGGGCCAGAGGAAAAACAAUCCAAGAAAAGGAAGAACGACGAGAGGCCUGGCCGUUGCGCUGGCAGUCGUAUGCAAAUUUGCAUUUUGGUUCUGCUACUCUUGUUGGCCAUCGGCGGUGUGGUGAUUUACUUUGCUCUCCAAGGAGGUUCUGACAAAAAUGCAGCAACCUCUAAUGACGGUGUCGUCAAUGCGACCAAUACCACCUUUCCCUCGACCAUGCCCAGCAGCGCUCCUACCGACUUGCCUUCCAGCAGUCCUUCGGAGUUUGUCAUUCGGUACGAUCCACCCUCGGAAGAAGAUUGUGCGGCAGUCUCCCGAGGCGAAACACCCUUGGACGAAGGGAAUUUGCUUCGUAACUUCUUAAUGCCCAUGGAUGUUGUCAUGUCCGUAGAACAGGAUGAAGCCGCAACAGCUCAAGAACUCAAGGAAAAGAUGCAGGCACUGCUCAUGCCAGAAGUCAUGGGUUGUCCCGACGCCAUUGCGGCCAACCGUAAAUUGCAAUUGAGUCCAGAAACAAACUAUAUCAUUACCAAUGCAAUUGUCGAUGUACAAACAAGAGAAGGAGGUUGUGUUCGGUCGGAAGCGACCCCUUGUACCCAUGUGUUGGUCACUAUUGAUCUCACUUUGGAAGGACCCGAACGUAUUUUGACCCUCAUGGAAUUGAUCAAUAUCGUCUUUGGAUACGACCAAGAUUUGGUGCAAAAGUUGGAGUUGGGAGACGAGUACGUGCAACUCAUUCUGGUCACAAUUGAUUCGGGAACCAUCACGGAAGCUCCCAGUAUGGUGCCAUCCAUUGUUCCAAGUGAAUCUCCUUCUAUGCUGCCCAGUAUGAUUCCUUCGCUGGCUCCGUCGCAGGGUCCAACCAACCCUUUGACGCUCACCCCGACAGGUCCUCCGACACCAGGUCCUACCACAUUGAGCCCUACUUUGGAACCAUCUGUGGAUCCAACCUUUGCUCCCGUGGUGGGUCCAACUCCACCACCGUCAUCCCGGCCAUCGGCUGUGCCAUCUGUGUCCCCAUCCUUGCGUCCUUCCUUUGUGCCCUCCGAGUCACCAACCGUGUCGCCAACGGACGAACCAACCGAUGUACCAACCGUGUCCCCAACAGUGUCGCCUACAGAUGUACCAACAUCGGAACCAACAGAUGCACCAUCUGUACCCCCCACAGAAAUACCGACGGUGUCGCCAACAGAUAUACCAACUGAAGUUCCAACUGACGUGCCUACAUCUCAGCCAACCCCAGUUCCAACUGACGUGCCUACAUCUCAGCCAACCCCAGUUCCAACUGACGUGCCUACAUCUCAGCCAACUCCGGUGCCAACCUCGAACCCCACAGAUGGACCAACCUUAUCACCAAGUGAUGCUCCCGUUACCCCUCCUCCUGUUACACCUCCCCCUGCCCCUACAGACCCUCCUGUUACACCUCCCCCUGCGCCUACGGACCCUCCUGUUACACCUGCCCCUGCGCCUACGGACCCUCCUGUUACACCUGCCCCUGCGCCUACGGAACCUCCUGUUACACCUGCCCCUGCCCCUACGGACCCUCCUGUUACACCUGCCCCUGCUCCGACGGACCCUCCUGUUACACCUGCCCCUGCCCCUACGGACCCUCCUGUUACACCUGCCCCUGCUCCUACGGACCCUCCUGUUACGCCUGUCCCCGCUCCUAGUCCUUAG
This is a messenger RNA of Cylindrotheca closterium, 2799 nucleotides long. NCBI's taxonomy places the organism in Eukaryota, Bacillariophyta, Bacillariophyceae, Bacillariales, Bacillariaceae. The record is from the annotation of a GenBank genome assembly.